Molecule: messenger RNA, 597 nt
Organism: Penicillium waksmanii
Lineage: Eukaryota; Fungi; Ascomycota; Eurotiomycetes; Eurotiales; Aspergillaceae
Product: GNAT family N-acetyltransferase
Exons: 1
Coding region: 1-597 (198 amino acids)
Molecular function (GO): acyltransferase activity, transferring groups other than amino-acyl groups
Source: RefSeq, a predicted model, not a curated record
AUGCAAACCUCCCGACUCAAACUAGUCCGGCUAACCGAAGACCACGUCCCCGGCUACCACGCCAUCUGGUCCGACCCAUUCACAACCCGAUGGAGCCCUCACGGCCACUGCGCAACACUGGAGGAUAGUCGAGAGUGGAUGUCAGCUCUGCUUCCCGACGUCAACCCCAAGGGGGUCAAUUAUGCAGUGUUACUGCGCGCCGAUCUCGAUCUCGACGUGGAAGUUUUAAAAGCGCGGAGUCCCGACAACAAUGCAGUCCUCCGACCCGGCGGCUUUCUGGGAUGGGUUGGGACGUGGACGUCCCAGCCGAGGCCGGAAGUUGGCCUUAUCUUUCACCGAUCGACGUGGGGACUGGGAUUUGCUACGGAGGCCUUGAAUGCUUUUUUGGAACUAUUUUGGAAGGAAAGGCCCGAAUUUGAGCAUUUGGAGGCGUGGUGUGAUGAGGAAAAUGCUGCUUCGAGUAAUGUUUUGCGGAAAUGUGGGUUUCAUCUUGUGGAAACAAUUAAGGGGGAUUAUACUUUGAAAUGGAUGGUGCCUGAGUUGAGGAAUAGUCUACAUUUUCGCGCUCGGAAGCCUGAUAGUAGUAGUACCACCUAG